Molecule: messenger RNA, 1641 nt
Organism: Globicephala melas (long-finned pilot whale)
Lineage: Eukaryota; Metazoa; Chordata; Mammalia; Artiodactyla; Delphinidae
Source: RefSeq, a predicted model, not a curated record
CCCUCCACUGCCGUUAUGUCUAAGUCAGAGUCACCCAAAGAGCCCGAACAGCUGCGGAAGCUCUUCAUCGGAGGUUUGAGCUUUGAAACAACCGAUGAGAGUCUGAGGAGCCAUUUUGAGCAGUGGGGAACGCUCACAGAUUGUGUGGUAAUGAGAGAUCCAAACACCAAGCGCUCCAGAGGCUUCGGGUUUGUCACAUAUGCCACUGUGGAGGAGGUGGAUGCGGCCAUGAAUGCAAGGCCACACAAGGUGGAUGGAAGAGUUGUGGAACCAAAGAGGGCCGUCUCAAGAGAAGAUUCUCAAAGACCUGGUGCCCACUUAACUGUGAAAAAGAUUUUUGUUGGUGGCAUUAAAGAAGACACUGAAGAACAUCAUCUAAGAGAUUAUUUUGAACAGUAUGGGAAAAUUGAAGUGAUUGAAAUCAUGACUGACCGAGGCAGUGGCAAAAAGAGAGGCUUUGCUUUUGUAACCUUUGAUGAUCAUGACUCUGUAGACAAGAUUGUCAUUCAGAAAUACCACACUGUGAAUGGCCACAACUGUGAAGUAAGGAAAGCCCUAUCUAAGCAAGAGAUGGCUAGUGCUUCAUCCAGCCAAAGAGGUCGAAGUGGUUCUGGAAACUUUGGUGGUGGUCGUGGAGGUGGUUUUGGUGGGAAUGACAACUUUGGUCGUGGAGGAAACUUCAGCGGUCGAGGUGGCUUUGGUGGCAGCCGCGGUGGUGGUGGAUAUGGUGGCAGUGGGGAUGGCUAUAAUGGAUUCGGUAAUGAUGGUGGUUAUGGAGGAGGCGGCCCUGGUUACUCUGGAGGAAGCAGAGGCUAUGGAAGUGGUGGACAGGGUUAUGGAAACCAGGGCAGUGGCUAUGGCGGGAGUGACAGCUAUAACAACGGAGGAGGCGGAGGCGGCUUUGGCGGUGGUAGUGGAAGCAAUUUUGGAGGUGGUGGAAGCUACAACGAUUUUGGCAGUUACAACAAUCAGUCUUCAAAUUUUGGACCCAUGAAAGGAGGAAACUUUGGAGGCAGAAGUUCUGGCCCCUAUGGUGGUGGAGGCCAAUACUUUGCCAAACCCCGAAACCAAGGUGGCUAUGGUGGUUCCAGCAGCAGCAGUAGCUAUGGCAGUGGCAGAAGGUUUUGAUUACUGCCAGGUAAGUGAACAGCUUUUUUUGUUUUCACUUAAUUUUCUUGUAAUUGAUAAUGAACACAGUAACCCUAAUGUAGCUGAGCAGUGAAACAUAGUUAACAUUAUAAUUACAGUAAAAUUGUGGAUAUUAAGUUAAUAUUCAGAUCAGCAAAAUUUGUGGGAAACAACUUGCUAUUGGAUUGUAGCCUUGAGUCUUAAUAUGUUUAGAUUAACAACUUUAUUCCAUAUUGUUCAACAGGAAACAAAGCUUAGCAGGAGAGGAGAGCCAGAGAAGUGACAGGGAAGCUACAGGUUACAACAGAUUUGUGAACUCAGCCAAGCACAGUGGUGGCAGGGCCUAGCUGCUACAAAGAAGACAUGUUUUAGACAAUACUCAUGUGUAUGGGCAAAAAAACUCGAGGACUGUAUUUGUGACUAAUUGUAUAACAGGUUAUUUUAGUUUCUGUUCUGUGGAAAGUGUAAAGCAUUCCAACAAAGGGUUUUAAUGUAGAUUUUUUUUUUUUUUUG